GUUACCUUGAACUGGAAGUAGCGACAUUAAAGCUUAAGCCAGCCAGAUGAUGAUCGUAUAUACUAUAGGGCAUUAAUUGUUGAAAUUAAAAUUCGUCUUAGGAUCCGUGAAGAGGGGCGAUUCGAGAGAGAGAUUAUCAAACAGUUUUUUUUGACUGAGGAGAGUCAGACUAUGAGAGCGAGCGAAUAGCGAAAAGAAAACUGAUCAGCAUUAUCCGCGCGAGAGAAAUCCCCGCGAUUGAACUAACUUACCCCAAUCUAUCUAUAGGCUUAUGUGGGCCUUCAUAUGGGGCCGUUUAUUCAUUCAGCAAGCACACUACAUAAAUUGACCCCGAGGCGAAGAAGAAGAAGAUCUGACCGUGUUCACUCUAAAAGCUCCGUGACGUGUAGUAACCUGAAUCGUCGUUAACUCCACGAUUAUCACCAAACAUUAAACAAAUUUUGUUUUUUUUCUUUUUCUUUCUGCUUUUUCCAUUGUUCUCGACUUCUUCUUCGUCAGGCUAAUCUAAUUUUUAACUGGUCGUCGCCUCGUCGGUCAUAAAGUUUGGAUUUAUAAACAGAGUCAGCCAAGACGUUGUUGAAAGUAGAUCCACUUUGCUAUGGGCUUUGAGGACUCUCCGUGUCAAGAAGCUCCACCUUCAUCACGUUCACCAGCUGAUUUCCAUGACCCCUUCAUGUAUACCUCCUCCUAUGUUCAAUUCUCCUUUUUCUAUUAUCAUUUCGUGCCAAGAAAUUUUGCAACUGGGCUUGAACAAAGUGAGAUCGAUGCAAUCCAGGAGUCGGAACAAGCAAGUAUAAGUGAGAGCCUUCUCAAGUACCAUGAUAUCUGCAUAGAUGAAGGAGUUAUUGAACAAGAUGUGGAUAUGUCAUAUCUUUCAGCAAAUAAUGUGGGGGAAUGGAUUGUGGAACUUAUCUGUCAAAACAAUAUCAAAAAGCUUAUCCUGGGAGCAACUGCUGAUUCCCAUUACUCCGAGGGCAUGGCUCAUAUCACAUCUACAAUAGCUGAGUAUGUGAUUCGACACGCACCUGAUUGCUGUAAAAUAUGGCUCGUAUGUAAUGGCAACAACAUCCAAACGAGGGAGGGACGGUUUGAACUUGCGGGUUCAUCAUACUCCUACUCUGAAUCCUCAAGCAGCCUUCAUAGCCUUGAUUCUGCUCUGAUACCAUAUGAGGCAGCAGGAAGAGCUGAACGUGUCAGUGAGCCACAUCCCCUAUCGUCAUCUGAAGAACGAUCAGCUAGUGGGGUUGAGACGAUGUACUACGAGGAGCAGAGACGGAGAUUAGAAAUUGAGGAACUAAAGAGAGAAAAGGAGCAACGCGAUAAGAUGAGGUGUGAAAGGGAGGAAACUCUCUCAAGUUCCUUUGGUGUCACUCAGAAACUGUACAGUGAAGAAGUAAUUCGCAGGAGAGAAGCGGAGGUGGAACUAAACAGAGCGAAAGCAGAAAUUGAAGAUAUGAAAAGGGUCCAAAAGGAACACGAAGAACAGCAUUAUACUGAUUGUCGUCUGUUAGAAUUGAUCCAGAAAGAGCGAGACGAAGCUAUAAAAACAUGUGAAGAGCUUUUGAUACAUCUAAACCUGGAUAAGGCCAUCUCAUCAUCACAUUCACUAUCAUCCCCGUUGCAGUGGUCUCUUUCCGACGAGCCUCCCCAAUGUUUCCUAUGUCCCAUUUCAAAGGAGAUUAUGCAUAAUCCUCAUGUUGCAGCCGAUGGUCACACCUAUGAAGCAGAGGAAUUCAAAAGGUGGCUCCGUCACGGAGGUGAAAAAUCACCGAUGACAAACCUUCUGCUCGAGAAUGACAAUCUCACCCCGAAUCUUGUUCUUCGUUCAGCCAUUAGAGACUGGUUGCAACGGCACCCAUAUUUCUAUGAUUCGUCUUAGGAUAUAUAUGAUGCUGAUUGUGUUGUGUGAUUCAUUGAAUGUGUUAUGAAAAAUUUGAUAAAAAUUCCUUUAUUCAGUGGGAAAAAUCUUGUAGUGCCGUUUCUUGUUUUAGUAUUUUUAUGCACUGACUUCUGUUUUGAUU
This is a messenger RNA of Camelina sativa (false flax), 2021 nucleotides long. The record is from RefSeq and is a predicted model, not a curated record. Lineage: Eukaryota; Viridiplantae; Streptophyta; Magnoliopsida; Brassicales; Brassicaceae.